AUGUCAUCGAUGCAUGAUGCACCGGCCCAGACCGUGGUGUCUUCAAUCCUCAAUGACACCAAUCUGGCAGUACCAGAGUACAUAACACGGCAUGCACCGCUUGUUUAUCUUCAUUCAAACGAUCCAUUCUUGCCAGCGGAUAUCCUCACUCACGUCCGACAUACGACUCCUAUGAUCGAUUGCAAGCCCGUCCCUGAUCUACCAGAACUUGAUCUUGAUAACCUGGCCAUCCUCAACGACGUCCCUGUCCACGGCGAUCAAGUAGUCGCACUUACUUCCAACGACAAUGUUACGAACCUACCGUCAUGGCUUCUCGGAGAAGCUCCCGAUGAUACCGGCAGGAUAGCCAACUCCACGCCGUGCAUUGUUCUACUCGUCGAGCGGAGUCAACGAGAUGUUGAUGCUUAUUUCUUCUAUUUUUACUCUUACGACCAGGGUGCAAAUAUUUCGCAGGUGUUGCCACCCUUGAAUAGUCUGGCGGGGGGCAUGGCUGAUGGGAUGCAUUACGGUGACCAUGUUGGCGACUGGGAACAUAACUUUGUUCGCUUCCGCGAUGGAAAACCUACUGGGAUUUAUUACAGUCAACAUUCAAGCGGCGCAGCAUAUAAUUGGAAUGAGGAAGGCUUGUCACUCAGGAAUGAUCGGCCUCUUGUAUUUAGUGCCUGGGGCUCACACGCCAACUACGCAUCGUCAGGUGACCACGUUCACGACAAAGCUCUCUACGACUGGUGCGAUGCAGGAAUACUCUGGGACCCCGUUUUGUCAGCGUACUUCUAUCACAUGGAUCCCACAACCUUCAGACUAACGCGCCUGUCGCCUCCCGGAUCGACGUCACGUCCGGCGACAAAUUACACAUCAUUCUUCUACUUCACCGGCAUAUGGGGUGAUGCAGAAUACCCAGAGAAUCAUCCUAAUCAAAGAAAGGUUCCUUACUUUGGUCUCAAGCGCUACGUCUCAGGUCCACAAGGUCCAAUCUGGAAAGGACUUGUAAGAAAAGGGCUGUUUCCCGAUGACCCUGAGCCGAAGAAGCUGAUCCAAAAGCCUAAUGUAUAA
Fusarium graminearum PH-1 is the source of this 1053-nucleotide messenger RNA. RefSeq lists its product as uncharacterized. NCBI's taxonomy places the organism in Eukaryota, Fungi, Ascomycota, Sordariomycetes, Hypocreales, Nectriaceae. The transcript is spliced from 7 exons. The record is from RefSeq and is a predicted model, not a curated record. Bases 1 to 1053 code for a protein of 350 amino acids.